UACCUGAAUCAAAGGGAACUAAGUGCAAUCAGGAGCUUGAGCCAAUUCUAGGCACACAGCAUUCUCAUAUACUUCGUGUACCUUUCAUGACAGAAAAUGGUGUUCUAAAGAACUGGGUAUCCCGGUUUGAUAUAUACCCUUAUCUGGAGAGAUAUGCUCAAGAUGCUUCUGAGAAGAUUCUAGACCACUUGGAAGGAAAGCCGGAUCUGAUAAUUGGAAACUACACUGAUGGUAACUUGGUUGCUUCUCUCAUGGCAAGUAAGCUUGGAAUAACUCAGGGAACAAUUGCACAUGCUCUCGAGAAAACUAAGUAUGAGGAUUCAGACAUCAAAUGGAAGCAAUUAGACCAAAAGUAUCACUUCUCAUGUCAAUUCACCGCUGACAUCAUUGCCAUGAAUUCUGCUGAUUUCAUUAUCACGAGCACCUACCAAGAAAUAGCUGGAAGUAAAGACAGACCAGGCCAAUAUGAGAGCCAUAAUGCAUUCACUCUUCCUGGACUAUGUCGAUUCAUUUCAGGCAUCAAUGUCUUCAAUCCCAAGUUCAACAUAGCAUCCCCAGGAGCAGACCAAUCAGUUUACUUCCCACACUCACAGAAGCAAAAACGCUUAACCAACUUCCAUCCUGCUAUUGAAGAACUGCUAUAUAGCCAAACGGAAAAUGAUGAGCAUAUUGGAUAUCUGACUGAUAGGAAGAAACCAAUCAUUUUCUCAAUGGCAAGACUAGACACAGUGAAGAACAUAAGUGGGUUGACUGAGUGGUAUGGCAAGAACAAGAGAUUAAGGGAACUUGCAAACCUUGUUGUGGUCGCAGGCUUGUUGGACACCUCAAAAUCCAAGGAUAGAGAAGAGAUAAAUGAGAUAAAGAAGAUGCAUUCCUUGAUUGAGAAGUACCAACUGAAAGGUCAUUUCAGAUGGAUAGCAGCACAGACUGAUCGGUAUAGAAACGGUGAGCUAUAUCGUUGUAUUGCUGAUAGCAGAGGAGUUUUUGUGCAGCCUGCUCUUUAUGAAGCAUUUGGGCUCACAGUCAUAGAAGCAAUGAACUGUGGUCUACCAACCUUUGCAACUAACCAGGGAGGCCCUGCUGAGAUUGUCAUCGAUGGCAUUUCUGGAUUCCACAUUAAUCCAAAUAAUGGAGAAGAAUCGAGCAAUAAAAUAGCAGAUUUUUUUGAGAAAUGCAAGGAGGAUAGCAGUUACUGGCACAAGUACUCGACGGCCGGACUCGUGAGAAUAUAUGAAAGCUACACCUGGAAGAUAUAUGCCAACAAAGCACUAAAUAUGGGAUCCAUAUAUGGCUUCUGGAAACAGCUGAACAAGGAAGAGAAGCUUGCAAAACAAAGAUACAUCCAAAUGUUCUACACUCUCCACUUCAGAAGUUUGGUGAGAAUCAUGCAGUCAUCAAGCACAGUAGCAUCCCAACUGGAAAGCUCGGUGCCGCAGAAGAUAUUCAAUGUGAUUCCUCAGCCUCGACGUCAGCCACCCCCUCAGAGGCAAGUGUGCGUACUCCUUAGAGUGUUGCAAGCAAUUAUGUACCUAUUCUAUAGCAUUGUGGAAAAGCUUUACAGACUUGUACUAAGGCUAGCCAGAAGAGGAAGAAAUUAACAGUUGCUUGUUGCAAUGGUAACAGGAAGGCAGAGUCAAGGAUACAAAGAAUUCUUCCAUAAGAGGGCGCCACCAGAAAAGCCAACAGGACGUAAAUUAUGAGCAGAUGGGG
Phalaenopsis equestris is the source of this 1710-nucleotide messenger RNA. Its product is annotated as sucrose synthase 7-like. Gene Ontology annotation, molecular function: sucrose synthase activity. Gene Ontology annotation, biological process: sucrose metabolic process. The record is from RefSeq and is a predicted model, not a curated record. Bases 87 to 1598 code for a protein of 503 amino acids. Lineage: Eukaryota; Viridiplantae; Streptophyta; Magnoliopsida; Asparagales; Orchidaceae. The transcript has 9 exons.